Debaryomyces tyrocola is the source of this 1095-nucleotide messenger RNA. The record is from the annotation of a GenBank genome assembly. Lineage: Eukaryota; Fungi; Ascomycota; Pichiomycetes; Serinales; Debaryomycetaceae.
AUGACAGUGGUAAAAUCAAAGAGACUAAGUGAAGCUAAUGGAACGGUUGUAUUCAACAAAAGGGUUAAAACAGAGGAAAGUUUAUCGAUCGAAUCGAUUAUCACUCCAGGUAUUAAACCAGAAUCUGAUUCGAUAAUUCCAAGCAUUAAACUAGAACCUGAUUCGAUUUCAGAUACAAAAAAACAUCUAACUGUAGAAAUUGAAGAUGACAAAAAACCUAAUGUAUUCGCCAAAGUUACCAGUGAUGAUGUUUGUUCGAUACUGUCUACAUGUAAAGCUCCACCAAAAUGGUCUGAACUAUAUAACGAAGUUGUAACAAUGAGAUCAAAGUUUCUUUCUCCGGUAGACACAAUGGGGUGUGAACGAAUCCCCGAAGGAAUAAGUCCAAAUGUUGCAAAGACCAAUCCAAGAGUAUUUCGCUUCCAGCUUUUGAUCUCAUUGAUGUUGUCGUCCCAAACCAAGGAUGAAGUUAAUUUCCAAGCCAUGCGAAAUCUACACAGUGGUCUAAUGGCUCUAGGACAUAAGGAUGGGCUAUCCCUCGAAUCCAUAGUUACAUUAUCAGAGGGUGAAAUUGAUGCGUUUAUCCUGAAGGUAGGUUUCCAUAGAAAAAAGGCUGCAUAUAUUAAAAAAGCAUGUGCAAUUCUCCAGAGCAAUUUCGACAGCGAUAUACCGAAAAACAUCAACGAUAUCGUCACAUUGCCUGGCGUUGGGCCCAAAAUGGGUUUCUUGUUGCUUCAAAGAGGCUGGAAUAUCAACGAUGGCAUAGGAGUCGAUGUUCAUAUCCACAGACUUGCACAGAUGUGGGGAUGGGUUGCGAAAUCUGAAAAACCUGAACUGACUAGAACUGAACUAGAAAGCUGGUUACCGAAAAAGUUUUGGGGUGAUAUAAACCCGCUCCUAGUAGGAUUUGGCCAAGUAAUUUGCGUUCCCAAAGCUUCAAACUGCGAUAUAUGUACCUUGGGUAUCAACAAAUUAUGUAAAGGUGCCAACAAGAAGCUUUUGAAUACGCCUAUGACCGAUGCAAGACGGGCCAAAUUGCUAAAAGGAAGAGGAAAUCUUACGGAGUUAAUCGCAGAAAUAGAAGAUCUAGUCUAG